This is a messenger RNA of Haliotis rubra (blacklip abalone), 939 nucleotides long. RefSeq lists its product as uncharacterized. Gene Ontology annotation, cellular component: extracellular region. NCBI's taxonomy places the organism in Eukaryota, Metazoa, Mollusca, Gastropoda, Lepetellida, Haliotidae. The record is from RefSeq and is a predicted model, not a curated record. The transcript is spliced from 8 exons. Gene Ontology annotation, molecular function: chitin binding. The coding region runs from base 1 to 939 and encodes 312 amino acids.
AUGGCUGUUGAGUACAGUUCCAGUCGAAUGCUGUGUCAGAAGCACCUGGCUGAGAGGGGCCAUGGGUUCUUCCCGGUUCCUGGUACAUGCAACAUGUUCGUCCUGUGUUCCUACUCCCAAAAUCAGACACAGUUCUGUCCCAGCGCCACCUUCUGGAGCAACGACAUCAACAGCUGUCAACAAGUUGACCUCGUCUCCUGUCCGUACGAUCCCUGCCGCAAUCGCCCCGACGGAUACCAGUACCCGGAUGUAGACUCCUGUCACAACUUCUACGUCUGCGGAAAUCGGAGAUCACAUCACGCGAGAUGUCAGCCGGGCGAGAGGUUUGAAGCUUCUUCCUCCAUGUGCGUGCAGCAGGUCGUGUUUCCGGCGGCAGCAGUGGGGCCAACAAGACCCUCCCGAGAAUGCGUAAAUGACUUCUACUUCCCCUAUGAUGGUAGUAUGCUGGAGUCCAGGGGUCGAAUCCACCAGGCCAAACUAGGGUCGGUCGGUGUCACGGAUCAAAAGGCGGUAUUCCACGGAGCAGGAAGUUUGGAAAUACCCUUUCUCGUCAACAGCGACUUCCGGCCUCAGUUUGCUCUCUCCUUCAAGUUUAGAGUUACCUCCCAUGAGUCAAGGCGAGGAAACGGCAUGGCGCUCGUUGGAAACGGAUGCAACGGAACGAAGGGAACACUGCGCAUGUUUAUCAGGAGAAGGAUCGUAACCUUGGAGGUCACGAAUGUGACGUCAGAGACACCUGUGCAACUGAUGAGGAAUAACACCAUCAUACGGUUCAAGGUUGGCAACAAGGAAGCGAAGCCUGUAUACACAAAUUUGCAUAUAAAGCCCAUUACGUGUGCCCUGGCCAUAGGAAUGGGAAACGGUCUUGAAAACUUUAUCGGGGAGUUUGAUGAUCUGCUGUUCUACCGUUGUGUUCCCGAGGGGUUCAUGGCGGGAUGA